AUGUCAAGCAACCGGAAGUUUCCAUCUCGCCAUGUUCACACUCUCAAGACUCACAAUGGACCCGUCAACACGGUAACAUUUUCGAGCUAUCCUGGGACAUAUGUCCUGACAGGCUCAACUGACCGAGCUAUCCACCUGUCUCGGGCACUUCCGAGCACCGACACUCCGUCGAUCGUCGAAACCACCCGACCAAUCCAGAAAUACGAGGCGCAUGGAUACUCGAUUCUUGACAUCGCCGUCAGCUCGGAUAAUUCACGGUUCGCCAGUGUUGGGGGAGACAGGCAAGUCUUUCUCUGGGAUGUAGAACAGGGAGGUACUGUAAGAAGGUGGACAGGCCAUUCGAGCCGUGUUGAAGCCGUGCAAUUUGCUGGUGAAGGCGACUCAGUUGUCGUGUCAGGCAGCGCGGAUACCACCAUCAACCUAUGGGACACAAAGUCCAAUUCAUACAAACCGAUUCAGACCUUGGCCGAAGCUUCCGACACCGUCUCCUCAUUACAUGUUCACAUGCCAACCUACUCAAUUGCCAGCGGAAGCUACGAUGGACGAGUUCGGAUCUACGAUCUUCGCAUGGGUCGUACCACAGUAGAUGUUAUCGCCCACCCCGUCACGAGCGUACGAUGUUCCGCCGACGGCAAUGCUGUCCUCGUCUCUAGUUUGGACGGCAAGAUUCGCAUGCUCGAUCGCACCGAUGGUAAACUUCUGAAAGCCUACGGGGGUGAAACACAGACCGGCAAGUUUGGAGAGAGGUACUUGAACAAAUCACUUCGACUCCGGUCUGUGUUCGCCAAGGGAGAUGCUAUCGUUUUGAGUGGGAGUGAAGCUACAGAUAUGGAAAGCAAAGGAGCUACGAGUCAAGCGGCCGUGUUUGCGUGGGAUGUUCUUAGUGGCGACAUUAUCGCGACUGUGCCAGCUGGACAGGAUGUCAAGGUGGUCAGCUGCGUCGCGUGGAAUGAAAAAGGGCAGUGUUGGGCUGGUGCCUGUGCCGAUGCGGCAGACAACGUCUUCGGCCCUGCCGUCGGCGCUGGGUGCCGCGAUGGCUUCGACUUUACGUUGUUGUUUGAACAGAGCAUGCUGAGCAUCCUCCCCGCCAGCAUAAUCCUGAUUGCGUCCCCGUUUCGGAUCAGAUAUCUUCUAAAUAGAGGGAUUCGAACACGAUACAAUCCAAUUCGUAUCAGCAAAUUGGUUGUUGCGGCUAGCUUUGCAGCCACGCAGUUGGCACUGCUAAUUCUCUGUAUACACAGCACGGAGCCACAAACCAAGAGCUCCAUACCAUCGGCGACACUCACCCUGAUUGUGGCCGCUCAGCUUGUGCUUCUUUCUUGGACUGAAGACACUCGUUCAAUCAGGCCGUCCUCGCUGCUAAGUGCAUAUUUGCUAUUUUCUUUAAUCUUCGACAGCUUGCAAGUCAGAACUUUAUGGAAUCUUCAAGACAAGAACAAGCCGAUUGCCAUCGCAUUUACCACGAGUGUAGGGCUGAAGGGUAUCUUUCUGUUACUGGAAAGCAUCGGAAAACGACGAUAUCUACAUGGUGAAUACCGUAGCCUUCCGCCUGAAUCCACGAGUGGUAUUUUUAACCGUUCAUUUAUGUGGUGGUUAAACCGACUGUUUCUCUCCGGAUUCAAGUCGGUACUCACACUGGAUGACCUAAAUGGGUUGGACAAGAGCCUGCAAUCUACUAGCCUCAGUAUCAAGGCCCGAUCUUCGUGGCAACUGCGCAAAAAGCCAGAGAGGCGCUUUGAGGUGCCAAUAACUCUUUGUAAAGCACUCUGGUGGCCACUUGUCUCAGCAGUAUUUCCUCGUUUAUGCCUAAUAGGAUUUACGUUCGCGCAGCCUUUCCUCAUAUCUGGUCUGCUCGACUGGCUCAGUGAGAGCCAUGACUCUGAGAAUGAAGGCCACAUGCUAUAUCGCUUCAUUUCCAUGUUCCGUGGCGCAACCUCUUCAUUAAUCUACGAACAUGGCCUCAAUAUUCCCGAUGGAAAUUUUGAAGAUCGCUCCGCUGCUAUCACCCUGAUGACAACAGACAUCGAUCGUAUUACUGCCUGUUUGGUCAAUUUGAAUGAAUGCUGGGCCCGAUCAAUUGAGGUAGUCGUUGGUAUGACAUUGCUGUCCAUCCGUAUAGGUUGGGUAAGUAUUAUACCUUUGGUCAUAAUCAUAAUCUCUGGAGGAGGGAGUAUUCAGAUUGCAAAGCAUAUUGGAGGGCGCCAGAAGGUCUGGGUGGAUGCAGUACAACGCCGAAUUGCCAUAACCACAUCGAUGCUCGCCGAAAUCCAGACUAUACGGCGCAUAGGCUGGAGCAACACACUGGCCAGAAUUAUUCAAGAGAAACAGACUGAAGAAACACAACGAAUGGAAGGCUUUCGAUGGAUCAUUGUGUGGCAGAAUGUCAUUCAGAAUCUACCUUGGGCACUAGCCCCUGCUUUAACAUUUUCAGUCUACACAUUUCAAGGGAACUCGUUAGACACCACGACUGCUUUGACAAGUAUAUCUAUUAUCACACUUCUCACGAAUCCAGCAUCGAAACUUCUGAGUGCCAUUCCUUCAACUGCUGCUUCCCUAGGUUGCUUUGAUCGGAUUCAGAAUUUUCUCUUGAUUCCGAGCUGUCAAGGGGGACUGGAAUUGCAGAGUGCAGAUCUUAAACAUCAACAGAAUAGCGAGAGCUUACAUCCACAUGACCCGACUUCAGUAGAGUUGCAGCAAUUGCCAUCGACAGCCAUAGCUUUUAAAGAUGUGACGAUUUGCCCUGCUGCAUCGUCAUCGACUAUAUUACAAGAGGUCAAUUUUCUUAUUCCUCGGGGCUCCUUCACGUUUGUUCUUGGUCAAGUCGGAUCAGGAAAGUCAAGUCUUCUACGUGCCAUCCUUGGCCAUGCACAUUGUGAGAAAGGCCUGAUCAGCGUCUCUCGUCGAGAUAUCGCCUACUGCGCGCAAGAUUCAUGGCUUCCAAACUCUGCCAUACAAUAUGCUAUAUGUGGAUUUACAGACGAAGAUGAACAUAAGGAAAGCCUUGACCUUAAGUGGUAUGAGGCUAUUAUACACGCAUGUGCUCUUGACCACGACCUAAAACUAUUCGUCAAUGGUGAUAGAACUCAAAUCAGCAGUGGUUCCAGCACUAUAUUGAGUGGCGGUCAAAUACAGCGAAUUGCACUAGCCAGGGCCUUGUAUGCCAGAAAGAAAAUUUUUUUACUGGACAAUGUCUUCAGUGCGCUUGAUAGUGUCACAAAGAAGCUGAUCAUGACUCGCCUUUUUGGAAAGAGCGGUUUAUUUCGGCAGCUCAAUUCAACGGUCGUGUUGGCAACAAACGAGACCGAUUAUCUCUCAUAUGCCAGUCAGGUUUUUAUCAUAUCCGACGGAAAGUUAAACGUGUCAUUUCCGAACACAGUGGGUAGCUACAACCCGACGAAUUUGAAUAGUGUUCCUGCUAAAAAUGGGACCGAAGAUCCUGAAGAUGAGAUGCAUAACAUAUCGAAGCCGAAGCCAUCCGUUAAAGAGGUAGCAGCUCAGAUAUCGAAGGAAAACCAGAUCAAUGAUCUCACUCGAGCAACGGGGGAUCGAACUAUUUAUAAGUACUAUAUGCAGUCCAUUGGCUGGCAAAAGAUACUUACUUUCGUCUUUUUCGUUACUCUCCACGUCGGUUGCAGCACAUUUAGCCAAAUUUGGUUAGAAUGGUGGGCUACUGGUAAUGGUACCGAGAAAGCUAUGUAUGUCACAGUUUAUUUCAUAUUGGCUCUGUUCAACUCAGUGGGGAAUGGUGGCUAUGUUUGGGCUAUUCUUGUACUUAUAUCUCCUUCUACGUCACGAAAACUGCAUCAAAGGCUACUGAAUACUCUGACAAGAGCCUCUUCGUCGUAUCUUUCUAGCACCGAUAGUGGUGUGAUAUUGAACAGAUUCAGCCAGGAUAUUGCUUUGAUCGAGGGGCAGUUGCCUGUUGGCAUGCUUGUAUUCGUUUCCAAUCUCUUGGUAUGCAUCGCUACGGCCGGUUUAGUCGCAAGCGGAUUAGGAUACAUGGCCAUCACCGUCCCAUUUCUCCUAAUUGUGAUAAUCCUACUACAGCACUUUUACCUCCGAACAUCACGGCAACUCCGCCUCCUCGAUCUCGAGAGCAGGAGUCCGCUAUAUAGCCAUUUCAUGGAAACUGUAAGCGGCCUCGCUACGAUACAAGCGUUUCAAUGGCAAGAGCUGUUCAGCCGCAAGAAUCUCAAGCUCUUGGACGCUUCACAAAGACCGUACUACCUUCUAUAUUGUAUUCAGAGAUGGCUCACGUUAGUCUUGGAUUUGAUUGUUGCUGCAGAAGCGGUUAUUCUUGUUGGUCUGGUCAUCAAAUUCAAGGGCUCUGUUAGUGUGGGUUUAAUUGGUGUAUCGUUGAAUAACAUUCUUUCAUUCAGCAACAGCCUUUCAAGCGUAACUUCAGGAUGGACGCAGCUCGAGGUCUCGCUUGGAUCAAUAUCAAGAGUACGGGAUUUUGUGGCCAAUGUCCCGCCGGAAGAUGUUGUGGAGACAAAGAUCCAGCCUCAUGCGCAGUGGCCUAGCCAUGGUAUGAUUGAAUUUAGGAAAGUGACGGCGCAGUACAGUACCGACAAGAUCGUUUUACGGGAUAUUUCUUUCAUUGCACAACCUGGACGAAAGAUAGGCAUUUGUGGACGAACAGGAGGUGGUAAAAGCUCACUCCUGGCAACAGUCCUCGGCAUUCUGGACAUUACCGACGGCGCCGUCCUAAUCGAUGGGAUUGACAUAACGACCCUUCCCCGUGAGACACUGCGCGAACGUCUUGUAACUAUCCCUCAAAGUACACUCAUCUUAGAAGGAUGCAGUGUGCGAACAAAUGUUGAUCCAAACAGAAUUCAUUUGGACGCUGAUAUUAUAGACGCGCUUGACCGCGUCGGUCUCUGGAGGGAAGUAAUACAACAAAGAGGCGGAUUAGACGCCGAAGUCAAACCUACUUCGGUACAACUAUCGAAGGGGCAGCAGCAACUCUUUGGGCUUGCGCGUGCUAUUCUAAAAGUGCAGGAGAGCUCCAGGAGAGGAUCGAGACCGAUUUUGCUUCUUGAUGAGCCUACUAGUAAUGUUGAUGCUCAGACGGACGAGAAGAUGCAGAUCGUUCUUCGGGAGACGCCUUGCUUGACUGCAUUGACGAUCUUGACUGUUGCACAUCGAAUAGGGACUAUUUUAGGGUCGGAUAUGGUAAUUGUUUUGGAUGAUGGGAGGGUGGUGGAAAUGGGAGAUCCGAGGGAGUUGCAGAGGAAGGUUAGCGGUGUGUUUGCAGGGCUUGUCGAUGGCGAGAUAUCAUGA
Molecule: messenger RNA, 5283 nt
Organism: Talaromyces amestolkiae
Lineage: Eukaryota; Fungi; Ascomycota; Eurotiomycetes; Eurotiales; Trichocomaceae
Exons: 15
Coding region: 1-5283 (1760 amino acids)
Biological process (GO): transmembrane transport
Cellular component (GO): membrane
Molecular function (GO): ABC-type transporter activity; protein binding; ATP hydrolysis activity
Source: RefSeq, a predicted model, not a curated record